Necator americanus (New World hookworm) is the source of this 891-nucleotide messenger RNA. RefSeq lists its product as uncharacterized. Bases 1 to 891 code for a protein of 296 amino acids. NCBI's taxonomy places the organism in Eukaryota, Metazoa, Nematoda, Chromadorea, Rhabditida, Ancylostomatidae. The record is from RefSeq and is a predicted model, not a curated record. Gene Ontology annotation, molecular function: structural constituent of cuticle. The transcript is spliced from 3 exons.
AUGAACGUAAUCGACCACAAAAUAAUUGCUUAUCGAUUUGUUGCCUAUUCAGCUGUUGGAUUCUCCGUGAUAGCUGUCCUUUCUGUAUCUGUCACUCUUCCCGUUGUUUACAACUACGCACAUUUCGUUAAGGACGCUCUUCGUAGAGAAGCGCUGAGUUGUAAGGAUUCCACCUACUCGCUUUGGAGCGAUGUAGCAAGCCUCAAACAGAUUCAUUUCUCAAACAGAAGUUCGCGUCAAGUCGAGAGCAAAAACGACGAAAUCAUCGGAGGACCAUGUGGCUCUUGUUGUCGGCCGGGACCACCUGGACCAACGGGACCGCCUGGUAAACCUGGGAAACCUGGUCGGCCAGGAGCUCCUGGCCUACCAGGGGUUCCUGGCCUUCCCCCACCUGACUCAUGUGAUCCUGUUUCGAUUCCACCAUGCGAGCGAUGUCCUGUUGGUCCUGCUGGCCCAAAUGGAAAACCAGGCCUCCCUGGUGAUCCGGGAGUAAAAGGCCCUCCUGGCUCGCCUGGCACAGAUGGAUACGCUGGAAAACAAGGAAAGAAAGGACAUCGUGGGCUGCAAGGAAAGCAUGGAAAACCAGGUAAACCUGGAGUAGCCGGGAAAGAUGCGGUUUGUGAGCCAAUCAUGGAAGGAGAACAAGGCCCACCUGGGAAACCUGGUUCCCAAGGACCACCUGGAGUGCCAGGGUUACAAGGAGCUAACGGAAAACAAGGUAUAUCUGGACCUAAAGGCGUACAAGGACGUGACGGACUACCAGGAUCCGACGGUACGCCGGGUCAACCAGGACCUCCAGGCCCUCCAGGACGACCUGGAGAGCCAGGAAUCUGUCCCAAGUACUGUGUUAUUGAUGGUGGAAUCUUCUUUGAAGAUGGUACCCGUCGCUAG